Messenger RNA from Fusarium verticillioides 7600, 2126 nucleotides. RefSeq lists its product as hypothetical. Lineage: Eukaryota; Fungi; Ascomycota; Sordariomycetes; Hypocreales; Nectriaceae. The transcript is spliced from 2 exons. The record is from RefSeq and is a predicted model, not a curated record. The coding region runs from base 1112 to 1735 and encodes 207 amino acids.
CAGACUUGUGACUCGGUUAAUCCAGAUGAUUUCUCUGUUCCAACGCGGCACAGGCGCAAAACCCUUGCUGAUAUCAUGACGAUUGACCGAGAGUUGAUACUUUCGCCGAAUGUGAGCAUCAAUCAUAGCGUUCUCCCUGCAACCAACAUACAGAUAAAAUAACGUUUUAUGUAAUUGACCAGCCCUUUUAUGGCAGUUGCCUUCAUGGCUAGCAGUGCUGUAAGCUUCAUCAGUGAUCUGGUCAAAGAGGCACAGUCAAGGCAUCAUGUGAUGAUGACUCUUCUUGAUCUAUAAGUACUUGUUGAUGGACAUGAACUUUCCAAACGUCACUACAGUUUCCCAACCACUUUAGAGCCUUUGGCAUUACAGAAUCAUUGGCCGGACUUGCCAUCAAGCUAUCAAAAUGAAGCUGAUCCCAUCCCUCUUAACCACUUUGCUCGGCGGUAGCAUGGCGAACGCCAAAUACACCGUUGAAAUCCCAAAAGAUGCUGUCUGGGUCACCAACUGGGACGAGCUGAAAGCUGCCCCUCGAUUCGCAGGAGUUCUCCUCCCCAAGUAUGGAGGCUUUGUCAUUGAAGUCGAUGAGAGGAUUGUCUUGGCUACGGAUGAACAAAUGAGCAAGGAAGUGCUCAACUUGCUCAUGGAUUUGGAGAAAAAAGACCCGCAGCCUGAUGACAAGCAGACUACUCCUAGCAAGAGAGAUGUGGAAAUUCGAGGUUAUGCAAAUAGAUGUUCUCAUCCUCCUUGCUUUGGCCCAGGGCUUUGCUCUCAGUACUCUCAUUGUCAUGUGUGUGCUGGACUUACUGGAGCAGUUUUCAAGAGGGGCAGGUGUAUUUGAGCCUGGCAUUAACAGUCAACUUGGUUGCUAGUCAAUGGGGGCAGCAAAACCUUGCGGCGUUGGCUGCACAAGGAACCUUUUUUGGGAUGAUUUGAUUAGAAAUAGGCAGAUUCAGGACUUUGAAGAGGGGCCUUUUGAGAAUGGUUUACGCUAGUAAAAAUCAUUACGUUUAGAUCGAGCCAUGUUCUUCCUGUUGUUGGUUGGGUGACUGUUGGUUGGUCUUACAGCAGGGAUUAGAAGACAGUCAUCACAUGUCUAACUGAAUGAUGCAGCAUGGCUCUUAUGAUUGAUAAGAGCAACGCCAUCAGAUUUGCCGAGAUUUAUGGCUCAAGGUCAAGACGGCUUUCCCUUUCAACUUUCUAUCCCUACAUCAAAAUAUUGCAGACGAUGUCUCAAUCCAAUACAGAGAUUCACGAAUCAAUCGAUCCUGAAGCAACAUGCUGCAGCAGCGAAGGCUGCAUCGCCUACAAAGACCUUUCACCUGAUCAAAAAGAAAUAAGCGACAUUCUGCGCAACAUGGAUCGCGAUCCUGAUCUAUUGGGUCUUGCAGACCUCGGCAGAGACGGAGUUUUCCGCUUCCUCGACGCUGAUCGCAACAUUCACUACGCCGUUCCUCUACGACCUGCACUUGUCAAAGCCCUUAUUGAUCGUUUACCCUACGAUCCGGAAGUUGAGGCAUUUUGGCGUGGCGUGGAUGGGACGAAAGUGCCUGAAGAACAGUGGUAUAACCCGCCUGAAGGAAUACUUCCUCCGCCUUUGACGGAGGAGGAGAGGAGGGAAGAAAGGAAGAUUAUGGAGAAGAAUAGAGAUAAGAUUGAUAAGGUUAGGGAGGAUUUGAAGAAGGGGAUUCAUCGGGAGCGUCUUGUAUUUAUAGAAUCGGAUAACAAGCUCGAGUAACUUUCGGGUCUCAACAUCAGACGACCUGGUCUGAGCUGGAACUGAGUGCGCUAUUUUUAGUUGACCCCACUGCACCAAGCCUCUCAUUUACGCCUUGACUUGGAAUUGAUCUUGGUACAAACACUAGAGCUUAGUCUUGCGAGUCAUGUCCAUGAGAUUUUAGCAUGUUUGUCUCAAGCUAAGUAGAUAUCGGAGGGAGAUUCCGUCGAUAAUAGUCAAGGAAGUUGAUAGCAAUGAGAAUACGAGGCGCCUGUGGAUCGCGAUCAUACGUGUUGUUGUGCCCUGCUGCACUAAACCCAGUGAGGACAGGGCUGCUCUUCUGUCGGAUUUGGCGGGUCGGCCAGGUCGGUAACUGAAGAUGGUCCAGGGUAUUUUCGUGAUAGCGCUCACG